This is a messenger RNA of Rangifer tarandus platyrhynchus (Svalbard reindeer), 1359 nucleotides long. NCBI's taxonomy places the organism in Eukaryota, Metazoa, Chordata, Mammalia, Artiodactyla, Cervidae. The record is from the annotation of a GenBank genome assembly.
AUGGACGAGGCUGACCGGCGGCUCCUGCGGCGGUGCCGGGUACAGCUGGUCGGUGAGCUGCAGGUUGCCUCGCUUUGGGACGCUCUGCUGAACCGCGAACUCUUCACUCCCGACAUGAUCGAGGACAUUAAGAGGGCGGGCUCAGGAUCUCGGCGUGAUCAGGCCAGGCAGCUGAUCAUAGAUCUAGAGACUCGAGGGAGUCAGGCCCUUCCUUUGUUCAUCUCCUGCUUGGAGGACACAGGCCAGGACACUCUGGCUUCAUUAUUGAAGACCAAUAGACAAGCAGCAAAACAGGAUGUAGAGGCCAUCAGACCCCUGGAUCUCAAACCGGUGGUGCUUGGACCAGAGGGCCUCAAACCAGAGAAGCUGAGAGUGGUGAAACAGGACCCAUCAAAGCUGAGCCAAGGAAAACUCGCUCCAGUGGUGCUGGGACCAGAGGAGCUCUGGCCAGCCAAACUCAGGCCUGAGGUUCUCAGACCAGAGGUACCCAGGCCAGUGGACAUUGGUUCUGGAGGAUUCACUGAUGUCUGUACUCAGGACAGAGCCAAGGGAAAUGUCGAUCUGGCUUACGUCCUGAACGCAGACCCCUGUGGCUACUGCCUGAUCAUCAACAACGUGAACUUCUGCCACGAGUCGGGGCUCAGGACCCGCACAGGCUCCAGCAUAGACUGUGAGAGGAUGCAGCGACGCUUCCACCUGCUGCAGUUUGCAGUGGAGGUGAAAUGUGACCUGACUGCCAAGCAAAUGGUACAGGCUUUGAUGGAACUGGCACGGCGGGACCACGAUGCUCUGGACUGCUGCGUGGUGGUCAUCCUGUCUCACGGCUGUCAGGCCAGCCACCUCCAGUUCCCAGGGGCUGUUUAUGGCACAGAUGGAUGUCCUGUGUCUGUCGAGAGAAUUGUGAACACCUUCAAUGGAACUGGCUGCCCCAGCUUGGGAGGGAAGCCCAAGCUCUUCUUCAUCCAGGCCUGUGGUGGAGAGCAGAAGGACCACGGGUUUGAGGUGGCCUCCACUUCCCCUGAAGAUAAGACCCCCAGUAGCGACCCUGAGACGGAUGCUACCCCAUUCCAGGAAGGCCCACGUUCCAUCGACCAGCCGGAUGCCGUGUCUAGUUUGCCCACGUCCAGCGAUAUCUUAGUGUCCUACUCCACCUUCCCAGGCUUUGUCUCCUGGAGGGAUCCCAAGAGCGGCUCCUGGUACAUCGAGACCCUGGACAGCGUUUUUGAGCAGUGGGCUCACUGUGAAGACCUUCAGACCCUCCUCCUCAGGGUCGCUAAUGCUGUUUCAGUGAAAGGAACUUACAAACAGAUCCCUGGCUGUUUUAAUUUUCUCCGGAAAAAACUUUUCUUUAAAACAUAA